AUCCAAAAUGCACACAACAUGCAGCAGGACUGACUAAAAUCAUUCAAAAAACAGCACACAUAUUCAUGGGACAUCCAUUGCACAUACUAACAUCACAUAAUGUUGUAGCAUAUGUAAACUCACAAACCUUCACUAUGACAUCACUCAGACAACGGAGGAUGAGUAAAGUCUUAGAAGCUCCUAACUUGUUUUUCACACAUGAGGGAAUCAACAUGGCAGAUAACAUGGGCACAGGAGAGCCACACUUUUGUGAGCAGGAAGUGCUGAAAGAGGAGAAAGUCAGAAUAGACUUAAAAGCUGAACAGAUUCCAGGCUCAGAAAAACUUUUUACAGAUGGUUGUUGUUUCAGGAAGACAGAUGGGGAUCUAAGUGCAGGAUAUGCAGUGGUGAGACAGACAGAAACAGGGUUUGAGACAGUCAAGGCAGAACAACUGCAGGGACAGCAAUCGGCACAAAGGGCAGAAGUCAGGGCAGUAAUAGCUGCUUUAGAGUGGGGCAAAGGAAAGAAAGUUACUAUCUACACAGAUUCAGCUUAUGCAUUUGGAGCAGCUCAUGUUGAGUUAGGACAAUGGCAGAGAGCAGGUUUUUUACCUGCAGGGAACAAGCCUAUUAAACAUGAGAAAGAGAUGAGAGAGCUGGCU
Molecule: messenger RNA, 641 nt
Organism: Austrofundulus limnaeus
Lineage: Eukaryota; Metazoa; Chordata; Actinopteri; Cyprinodontiformes; Rivulidae
Molecular function (GO): nucleic acid binding; RNA-DNA hybrid ribonuclease activity
Source: RefSeq, a predicted model, not a curated record